GCGUGAAUGAUCUGAUUCGAACAUGGCCUUCUUGUUGAGUUUUCUGGUGAUGGUGCUGAUGCACGCUACGACGUCGUAUGCUGCUUCUGGCCCUCACAUUGCAGAUGUUAACCUACUCUUGCCACCUAAAAUGACCUUCCCUGUGGAGUACAGGCUUCAAGGAAGUGACGGUUGCUUCAAAUGGUCGUGGGAUCAUCAUGAUAUUCUGUCUGUUGUGCCUGAGUAUAAUUCGAGCAGCAAGUGCUCCACUAGUGCAAGACUGCGAUCGAUUGCUCCUUAUAGUGGUCGGAAGGAAACUGCCAUUUAUGCUGCGGAUGUGCAUACAGGAAUUGUGAUUCGCUGCAAAGUGUUUAUUGACAACAUAUCCAGAAUUCAGAUAUUUCACAAUUCUAUUAAGCUUGAUUUAGAGGGGCUUGCUACGUUACGUGUACAGGCCUUUGACGGUGAAGAAAAUGUAUUUUCCUCUUUGGUUGGCUUGCAGUUUAUGUGGAACUUUAAGCCUGAAGCUAAUGGAUUGCCUCAUCACCUUGUUAAUGUUCCCCUAAAGGAUUCUCCCCUUAGUGAUUGUGGAGGACUAUGUGGUGAUUUAGAUAUACAAAUAAAACUUGAAGACACUGGUGUAUUUUCAGAUCUAUUUGUGGUAAAGGGAGUUGAGAUUGGCCAUGAGAUUGUGUCAGUGCAUUUGCUUGAGCCACAUUUCAAGAAUUUAGCUGAUGAGAUUGUUCUCACUGUGGCUGAAGCUAUGUCACUUGAUCCUCCCUCGCCAGUUUUUGUCCUUGUUGGUGCAGUCAUUCCCUACACCCUUAAAGUCAUCCAGGGAAACAUUCCUCAAGUGGUCCCUUUACCCUCACCACAUCACCACUGGUCUGUCUCAAAUGCUUCGAUUGCUCAGGUUGACUCGAAGACGGGGUUAGCAUAUGCGUGGAACUUGGGGAUGACAGCUGUUAUUGUUGAAGAUACAAGAGUUGAUGGCCAUAUACAAGUGUCUUCAUUAAAUGUGGUCCUACCGGCUUCUUUAUGUUUAUAUAUAUCGCCUUUAUCUAGUUCUGGUGAUCCAGUGGAAGGAACAAAAUCAACGCCUCUAAUGACCCGUUGGUAUGUUGUAUCUGGCCAUCAAUAUCUUAUCCAGAUAAAGGUUUUUGCCCAUGAUCAUGAUGCACAAGAGAUUUAUAUUACGGAGAAUGACAAUGUUAAGGUUUACGAUACUGAGUCCAAUUAUUGGAAAACAAUUUGGGUUUCAAAUGAUAUUGCUGUUAAACAUGGCUGGCGGAAUUCUAAAAUCUUGAAAGCUUAUUCACCAGGACUUGGAAAACUGACAGCUUCUCUGAGCUAUCCCAGUGGGGCUGAUGACAAAAAGAAGGUUAUUGAAGUUGUGCAAGAAGUCAUGGUUUGUGAUCAAGUAAAGUUCACUUUGGGAAAUGAAAGCGAAAUCAUCUUACUGCCAUGGUCUCCUGGUGUUUAUCAGGAGGCGGAGUUAAAGGCUUUGGGAGGUUGUGCAAAAGCAGCAAGUGACUACAAAUGGAUGUCUUCAGACACAUCUACUGUAUCUGUGUCAGCUUUUGGAAUUGUCCAGGCAAAAAAGCCUGGUAAAGCUACUAUCAAAGUUUUAUCUGUGUAUGAUUCACUAAAUUAUGAUGAGGUCAUUAUUGAAGUCUCCAGCCCUUCUUCUAUGGUUAUGCUUCACAAUUUUCCAGUAGAAACUGUUGUUGGGUCACAUCUUCAAGCUGCCGUGACAAUGAAAGCAGCAAAUGGUGCCUUUUUCUAUAGAUGUGAUGCCUUUAAUUCUUUGAUAAAGUGGAAAGCUGGAAGCGAGUCUUUUGUAAUUGUCAAUGCAACUGAGGAGUUGUCAUACUUGGAAAGAGUGCCACAAACUCAGCUCCAUUCAUCAGUUGAUGGCUUUCCCUGUUCAUGGACAUAUGUAUAUGCUUCUAAUCCUGGUCAAGCUGUGAUCCAUGCUGCAUUUUCUAAAGAAUAUCAACAAUACAAUCAUGGUCCUGUUGUCUUGAAAGCAUCUUUACGUAUUGCGGCAUAUCUACCCCUUACUGUGCAUCAGGCAGGUGAUGGAAACCAAUUUGGUGGUUACUGGCUUGACUUGGCUCAAGCAGAAAGUAAUAAGAAAUCACAUAACUUAGAGGAGUUAUAUCUUGUCCCUGGCACAAAUAUAGACAUAUUACUUGCUGGUGGACCAGAACGGUGGGACAAAGGUGUUGAUUUCAUUGAAACAAAGGAAGUUUUGGAUGAACGGAAUGCUCCGGCUGAAGAUAGAGUUCUUGUGCAUCGGGUAUCAGGAAGCUAUAGGAGUUUGUAUGGCAUUUUAUGUCAAACACUGGGAACCUUUAAACUUAUUUUCAGACGUGGAAAUUUGGUUGGGGAUGAUCAUCCUCUGCCUUCAGUAGCUGAAGUUUGGCUGUCAGUGAGGUGUAGCAUUCCUUCUUCUAUUGCACUUAUAGCUGAUGAACCAGUGAAUGAACGUGAAAUUAUUAAAGCAGCAGCUCAAGCUGAACGUAGUUCCGGGAGACUUCGUGAUGCUCCUGUUACUGUGGCGAAUGGGCGCACUAUUCGGAUAUCGGCAGCUGGUAUUAGUGAUUCUGGAGAAGCUUUUGCAAACUCAUCUUCCCUUGGUUUGAGUUGGGAACUUAGCAGUUGUGAGGGAUUGGCAUAUUGGGAUUAUGCUCUUGAUAUUGUGAAGUCUAGCAGUUGGGAGAGAUUUCUGGUCUUGCAAAAUGAAUCAGGAUUGUGCAUUGUUCGAGCUACUGUUACUGACUUUCCUGAUAGCUUGGGAGAUGAUACAUAUAAUCAGUUUCCUAAAACUGAAAAUCUUCUGACAGAUGCAAUUCGUAUACAGCUUGUUUCUACCUUAAGAGUUGAUCCAGAGUUCAACUUGAUAUAUUUCAAUCCUAAUGCAAAGGUAAAUUUGUCAAUUACUGGAGGGAGCUGUUUCUUGGAAGCGGUUACAAACGAUUCUCAAGUUGUUGAAGUUAUUCAACCACCAUCGGGAUUAGAAUGCCUACAACUGGUUUUGUCCCCUAAAGGAUUAGGGAUAGCUAAUCUGACUUUAUAUGACAUUGGGCUGACUCCUCCUCAAAGAGCUUCUGCACUUGUUCAAGUUGCAGAUAUAGAUUGGAUCAAGAUCAUUUCAGGAGAAGAGAUUAGCCUAAUGGAAGGAAGUUCGCAAACUAUUGACUUAUUGGCUAGCACUACUGGUGGAGGCAGUUUUCAUGCUUCACAGUUUGUCUUCAUGAAUCUUCAUGUACAUGUUGAGGAUAAUAUAAUUGAGCUGGUGGAUAGUGACCAUUUCUCUAUUCUCGUUGGUGGACUUGUUAAUGCACCAAGUUUUAAAAUAAAGGGGGGACAUCUUGGAAUUACAACCCUUUAUGUCAGUGCCAUACAGCAUUUGGGACAUGUAAUACAAAGUCAAGCUAUUAAGGUGGAAGUUUAUGCAGCCCCUAGAAUACAUCCUCAAGAUAUUUUCUUGCUACCUGGUGCAUCAUAUGUGCUUACCAUGAAAGGAGGCCCAACUCUUGGUGUUCAUGUUGAGUAUGAAAUUGAAAAUGAUAAAAUUGCAAGCAUUGAUCGAUAUUCUGGACGACUCUCAGCAAUUUCUAUUGGGAACACUACCAUUAUUGCUAGCAUCUUUGUACAUGGCAAUACUGUGAUCUGUGAUGCACGGAGUAUUUUAAGGGUGGGAGUUCCAUCUACUGUUGAAUUGCAUGUGCAGAGUGAACAGCUUGGGGUUGGACGCAAAUUGCCAAUUUAUCCAUUAUUUCCUGAGGGAAAUUUAUUUUCUUUCUAUGAGCUGUGUAAAAAUUACCAGUGGACCAUUGAGGAUGAAAAGGUAUUGAGUUUCAAGAUGGCAGAGACCUUGCAUGGGGACAGAAUCCAGUUUACAGCUUCAGAUGAAAGUCAAGUUAAUGAUUAUUUUGAUGAGAAUGAUCUUGGUUUUAUUAACAUCUUGUAUGGAAGAUCUGCAGGCAAGACCAAUGUCGCUGUGUCAUUCUCAUGUGAAUUUUCAACUUUUGGGUCAAAGUCACAGUCAAGGUUUUAUAGUUCAUCUUUAUCAGUUACAGUGGUUCCUGAUCUUCCUCUGGCUUUGGGAGUCCCUAUAACCUGGAUUCUUCCUCCCUACUACACAACAAGAAGCCUUUUGCCUUCAUCUUCAGAAACUUAUUCACAACACGAUAGUUGGCCUCGCAGAGGAACCAUCAGUUAUUCUUUAUUGAGAAAUUUGGAGAAAAAUGAAGCUCUGCAGAAAGAUGCCAUAUUCAUUGAUGGGGAUAGAAUAAAGACAACAGAAAGUAAUAAUCUUGCUUGUAUUCAAGCUAAAGAUCAUACAACUGGAAGAGCAGAGAUUGCUUCAUGUGUCAAGGUUGCUGAGGUGGCUCAAAUUAGAAUUGCCAGUAAGGAGGUUCUGCUCAAUGUAAUCGACCUUGCUGUUGAUUCAGAACUUGAUCUUCCAACAAACUUUUAUGAUUCUCUUGGAAAUCCUUUCUAUGAAGCGAACAAUGCAGUGCCUUUUUUUGCUGAAACUAACUAUCCUGAUGUUCUCUGCAUAAACAAAACAGCUGAUGGAAAAGGAAAUGUGCAUGUCAAGGCAAUUCGGCAUGGUAAAGCUCUCGUGCGUGUAGCAAUUAGUGAAGGUCUGCAAAAGUCAGACUAUGUGCUGAUUCGAGUUGGUGCCCAUAUAUUUCCUCAAAAUCCACUUCUUCACAUAGGAGGAAGUCCACUCAACUUAAGCAUAAAAGGAAUGAAUAAAGCAUUCUAUGUUCAUGUUUCAGGUUUAAGUGAAAAAGUUUCAGGACAGUGGUUUACCACAAAUCAAAGUGUAAUAUCAGUUGACACAUUAUCUGGGAUGGCCAAAGCUAUUGGGGAAGGUUCAGCCCAAGUAUCUUUCCAUUAUGGAAGAUCGAAACUGCAAACAAAAAUUACAGUGUUGAAAGGAGAUAAUAUUUCUGUGGAUGCUCCGAAGGAGAUGUUGACUAAUGUUCCGUACCCCUUAAAAGGAUACAACUUCUCUGUGCAGUUCGGAGAAAGCCUUGGUGCAUCGGGAAGAAACAAGAUAAUUUCAUUCAAUUGUAGAGUAGAUCCACCAUAUAUGGGGUAUGUGAAGCCAUGGUUGGAUCUGGAUUCUGGCAACUCCUAUUGCCUAUUUUUCCCUUACUCCCCGGAGCAUUUGGCGCACUCAGUACCCAAGUUAGAGGGCAUGAGACCAGAUGUAUCGCUCUCCAUUUCUGCUUCUCUUAAAGAACAUGAACAUAUUUCAGGAUCUGCAUCAGCACUUUUUAUUGGAGGAUUUUCUAUAGUGGAAAUGAGCAAGAAUUCGAUGCAGCUGAAUCUGACACCUGGCUCUAACAAAACGUGCAUAACCAUCUUGGGAAAUACUGAUGUUGAAAUUUACUGGCAUCACCGAGAUUUGGUUAUGAUCACUCUCAUACGUAAAGAAGAUUUUGGCAUUCGAGGGUUUGCACGAUAUGAGGUUAAACUGCUAAAAGCCAAGAGAUUCAAAGACAAAAUCAUCAUCACACUCCCAGCUAAUGGUCAGAGAGUGGAAAUAGACAUCAACUAUGAACCUGAGGAACCAGCACCACCCAACGCAACUAUAAUAAGUAAAGCCUUCAUGGGAAGCGUCCUGGGGUGUUUUCUGCUGUUGAUUUUGUCAAUUUUUAUCUUCAUACGUUUCUUGGACAGACCAGACAGAUCCCAGCAAGCAAGUGCUCCAGUUACUACAAAUUGCAAUGCGCCUACAACUCCUGAUAGAAGCAGCAGUCCAACUGUUGUAAAAGACGUGUCUCCUCGAACUCCUCAACCAUUCGUAGACUAUGUAAGAAGAACAAUCGAUGAAACCCCAUAUUACAAGAGAGAAGGGAGAAGAAGGAUUAAUCCACAGAAUACGUUUUAGACUUACCACUACGUUGUAUUCCUACCAUUACUCUCACGUCAGAGGCUGACACGUAGAGGAGCUCACUUGUACUCGCUAAUGUUGUAUAAUUUUCAGACUCACAAUUUUGUUAGCUACAUUUAGUUGUGUAAAUUUAGGAAUAUAUGCCAUCAUUAAGUGGUGAUCACGUUAAAUAGCUGUCUUGUAAGGUUAGUGUCGUAGUUGCAUUAUCUCAUUGUUUCACCAAAUAACCUUUUUUUUUUUCUUUCAAAUAAUGAUAAUAUAAUUUUCCUGCAAAAUGUGAUAGU
Abrus precatorius (Indian licorice) is the source of this 6183-nucleotide messenger RNA. Its product is annotated as nuclear pore complex protein GP210. NCBI's taxonomy places the organism in Eukaryota, Viridiplantae, Streptophyta, Magnoliopsida, Fabales, Fabaceae. Bases 23 to 5896 code for a protein of 1957 amino acids. The transcript is spliced from 36 exons. The record is from RefSeq and is a predicted model, not a curated record.